Messenger RNA from Racocetra persica, 173 nucleotides. The record is from the annotation of a GenBank genome assembly. Lineage: Eukaryota; Fungi; Glomeromycota; Glomeromycetes; Diversisporales; Gigasporaceae.
CUAUACAUUACUCUCAGUACAAACUGAUAUUUCAGAAAUAGAGGAAUUGUAUAGUCAUGAAUUGGCUUUUGAAGAGUGCAAGAAUUGGAUUCAUAUGAAGUUACCAAAUGUUACAAAAAUAAUCAUUGGAUUAACAAGUGAAGCGGCAAAAAUAGCUUGGUUUCCUCAUUCUA